AUGUUGGAGAAGGAACCUGAAACCCCCGGCCCAGGCACCACUUAUUGGCUUCACGGGAUACAUGUUGUGGCCACUCAACACCAUAAACCUACCAUUGACUAUAGUCAGUGUCAAUGGGAAGGAACAAAACAACCAAAGGCUCAGCAACGGUCACAUCAGUUAACACACGAGCAAGGCCAAUCCGGGCAAUCAUCAUGGGACACGGCGUGCAUCCCAAAAAGAAGUUGGAACAUGAUACUCCCAUCCAAAAUGGUCAAAGGCAAGAGGAAAGAUGCCCACACCCUCGGUAAGAAGAACGAAUGUAAACCCCAGGCACGUAACCCGGGGGAAGGAUGCGGUAGCAACAACAUUACUAUGCAAGAUAUACCAUGUACUGAUAACACGGAUGCCAAGAAGAGAUGGAUACCACUAAGCACACCCAUGCACCUUCGCAAAGUGAAGAUACAUAGUACAAAGAAGGAGCCUGACAACAGACAAAACCCAGAGAUCACAAAGGCCAGGGGAAAAGACAGGGAACCACCCUACAAAAGAAGAUAUGGAUAG
Molecule: messenger RNA, 543 nt
Organism: Lactuca saligna
Lineage: Eukaryota; Viridiplantae; Streptophyta; Magnoliopsida; Asterales; Asteraceae
Source: the annotation of a GenBank genome assembly